Molecule: messenger RNA, 660 nt
Organism: Alternaria ventricosa
Lineage: Eukaryota; Fungi; Ascomycota; Dothideomycetes; Pleosporales; Pleosporaceae
Exons: 2
Coding region: 1-660 (219 amino acids)
Biological process (GO): meiotic joint molecule formation; meiotic DNA recombinase assembly involved in reciprocal meiotic recombination; double-strand break repair via homologous recombination
Cellular component (GO): Swi5-Swi2 complex; Swi5-Sfr1 complex
Source: RefSeq, a predicted model, not a curated record
AUGCUUUGUCCUGCUGCGACCAUGCCGGACGACUACACCAGCUCUACGCUCCAUAGGGCUCAAGACACUGAAAAUACGCCUCCUAAUGCGCGAAUGCACAUCAACACUAGCGAAGCUGCCAUGAUCGAAAACGGAUCUAGCUCUGAGAUCGGCCAGGAACAACCUUCCCGAAGCACAUCCGCGGACCAGCAACUAUCCGCAGAAGAAGUGGCAUUGCCGAAAGAGAGCGCAGGCUCAAUUUUUGGUGCUAGUUCACCAAUUGCUAAACUGUCUACCCAUGCCCAACCACACGCUGACGCCCAACGCUUGUCAUCGCCCAUCCCAAUGCCUCCAUCGAGAACACCACAGGAAGUCACUCUUGACAAUCUGAGAGCCCAAAAAGCUGCACUCUUGGCCUCUCUCAGUGCCCUUCCAGCGAUCCAAGUGCUGAUGGAAGAGAACGCUCUUUCAGAUGCCGAAUCAGGCGAUGCUAGCGAUGAACCUACUGAGACCGAUGUCAUGGCAGCCGCAAACAAAAUCGUGAAAGAGCACAUCAAAUUACUACACGAAUACAACGAGCUGAAAGAUGUGGGUCAGGGGUUGAUGGGCCUUAUUGCGGAUCAGCGGGGCGUACGGAUAGUCGAAGUUCAAGAAGAGUUCGGCAUCGAUGCGCAGGACUGA